Mya arenaria is the source of this 3388-nucleotide messenger RNA. RefSeq lists its product as uncharacterized. The record is from RefSeq and is a predicted model, not a curated record. NCBI's taxonomy places the organism in Eukaryota, Metazoa, Mollusca, Bivalvia, Myida, Myidae. The coding region runs from base 86 to 3130 and encodes 1014 amino acids. The transcript is spliced from 5 exons.
CGCGCAUGCGCUAUGUAAAAUGUUCGUCACGUAUUUGCUUUAAUGGCGGCCGUAAAUGUAUUGAAUAAGAUCUAAUGGCAAAAUAAUGGCCUCUUAUAGAGAAUCAUUAAAGGAGAAGGAAGCCCAGAACUGGGUAAAGGCCGCCCUCGCCCUCAACAUCACCAAGGACGGAUUACAAGAUUUUCUGGAGGACGUACUGACAUGCGUUCACCAGGACAUCUAUAGCACCGUUAGAACAUCCAAGGGUCUUCCAUCCGGGGCAGCAUGUGCACAUUGUUUCACAGAAAACGUGUUGAUGUGCCCAACUCGUGGGAUAUGCACCAGUACUAGAAACUGUAGAUUUCAUAUCUUUCCUCAAAAACUGUAUGCUCCUUGUCCAAAUGGGAUUUGUGAAGGCGUCCGUGAUGAAAUAAUCAAACAUCACAGCUUUUCGGGACCAUCAUGGAAGAAUACAAAUGCCGACAAAUGGAGCACCAUUCCCUGGGAGAUAGGCAAGUGUUUCCUGCCUCCUGAUGGCUACAAGACCGUGUCCUCCAUCAAAGACAGUGACUUUAACGGAGUGAUCAGCGUCAUGAUAAAUUGCGAGGAUUUCAAAACCAAACUGUCGUUUAACGUUGCAACACAGCAAAAUUUAUUAACAGAGGUUCGGGACAUUGGUCGACGCGUACGCCAUUCCCAUGACCAGAGGGUCAAGGACACAGAACUAGUGGACUUCCUGUUCAAGCUACGCACCCUGCUGGAGGAUAAGACUGAACUAGCAAACCGACCCGUGGCACAACAUGCUGUGGAACAGCUUAAGAAGCUGCAAACAGACGAUUUCAAGAUCAGUGCUGAGAACGAAGGGGAGAUAUUGAAGGAAGGAUUACGACUACGUUUGGCAAACCAUUACCGAACCACUUUGGCCGACAUGCCGAUAUCUCCCAUUCUCGGAGAAAAGAACGCCAAACUCAGGAAAUUCUACGUGGCACCGAAAAUUGUGGAGAAAGAUCAUCGAAAAAUCGGCAACAAAGAAAGCGGUCAAAAAAUUGCAAAAUUUUCAGAUGUUUUCAUUAAAGAAAUUCAGUUGCUCAGAAAUGUUUUCCUUGUUGGAGAACCGGGCAAUGGCAAAUCUACAUUCUCCGUAAUGUGUGCCCUGGAGUGGACUCACCAGUAUUUACCAGCGGAGGAAAACGUCGGUAUUAAAACAAGCUUUGUCGACCCAGAAUUCUUCAAAGAGUUUGCAUUUUUGUUUCAUGUCACCCUACGAGAUUCAGGUAAAACGUGUGACCUAGCACAAAUGAUCAAGGAUCAACUUAUACGUAAAAUCUACCACGAGAAGGAUGCCGAUGAUGGUUACCGGCUAUUACAGACGGUGCUGGAAAGUGAAACAUGUUUAAUCAUAGCUGACGGCCUCGACGAAUGGACCCAUCCGGAAAACGUAAACUGUACGUGCAAAACUGAGGAAAAAGUCAUCCCUUUCCGAAAUUCGGCCAACAAGGCCACACUUCUCACGACAACGCGUCCCUGGCGACUGUCACAGUUUAGAGUGCAGGAUUCAAAGAUCGACAAAUAUCUUGAAAUAGAAGGAGCUGCAGACACAGAGCAACUCGUGGAAAAUAUCAUCAACAUUCUUAAUGGGGGAAAUAAGGAUGGACGGACACCAGAGGCUUUCAUGGACAUGGCGUCAGAGAAGGAUCUUGAAGGAUUAUUGUCAGCACCUAUCAGUAUCACCCAGCUCGUGUGCCUGUGGUUCGAGGGCAAAUCGUUAACCGAUUCAAAGAGUGACAUUUAUGCUGGCGUGAUAAACAUGCUAUCAUGUAGACUUAGUUAUAUGCAAAGCGGGAUUAAAAUUCCGAAAAUUGAACUGCCAUCUGUAUUAAAGGAACACGAAUGCUUCGUGCAAAAUCCCAUGGUUUACCUUGCGCUGGCAAAGUUAGCAUACACAACUUUAUAUUCAGAGUGCAAAGAUUCGUCUGUUGUUUUCAGCAACAAAACAGUCAACGCUUUGUUAAGCAGGGAGCAGGUUGAAUUUGCAUUAAAGUCCGGCUUACUCACGGAGAAGAAAUCCAACUCAUUGAUCAGGAGAUCAUCUCACUUUUCAUUCUUUCAUAAAACACUUCAAGAGUUUUUAGCGGCUCUUCAUUUAUGUUUGAAUGAAAACGACUACAGUCAGCUAUCAAACAAGUACGAACAAGAUAAUAAGGAAAAUAUCUUGGGAGAUGUUUCUCAGACAUUUAUUUUCAUAUGUGGAAUGAAGCCCGAGCUCGGUGUACAAAUGUCUUCAUGGAUCAAUAGUUCUAUACCACCAUGCCAACCAUCAUUCUACAGUGGAGAGGCUGAACUACUUCAGAACCUGAUUCUCUCCGGGAACCGUGAAGCCAGGGCGAACAACUAUGGUGACAUACCGCUCUAUCUCGCACGCUUCUGGAUUCUGUUACAUAGUGACCAGGAUGUCGUAGUGUUAAAAAAGCUGAUGAUGAUAAACAAGGAACGUAUUCAGUCACUAGACAUCAAUGAAUGCAAUGAUCAAAUUAAUGGGGAAGAGCUGCAGGAGGUGAUCACAUCCUCCUCCGACUCCCUCAAAGCAGUGACACUGUGGUACCGUGAUGGGCAGUAUGACCUGUCCCAGUGUCACAGGCUGGAAGAUCUGGAUAUACACGGAGACAAUACAACACGUGUGCAGGUUGAUCCAACACAUAUUACAACAUGUGACUUAGUUAGUGUAUCAUCGAAUGUUGAAAUGUACAUAUUUAGAUUAUUUAAACACGAUCAAAGGUGGAGUAAACUACAACGUGUUAGGUUACAUAGCGUUAAGAAUGUCCAGUUACUUGUGGAUACACUACCAAGUCUCCCUCCGUUACAAAGCCUUGAGAUAGAUAUUGCAGAUCUAGGUGAGCUCCACCUCCUCCCUCCAGCCUCCAUCACCGAUAUUACACUUAAGGGUGUGACAAUGACAGCGGGGGCGGUGCGGAGUCUGAUAGAGACGAUGAAGAACAUACCACACACCAUUACAUGCGACAUGGUCGGCUGCACGGUGAAACCUGCCAGUGAGAUGAAAGACAUCCGAGAACAUAUAUACAGUUCGCCGUCAUUCAAGGUUCUCGAGGGUGACGAUAGGUGGAGUCUUUAUUUCAGAUUCACCAAAAUGUGAACAAUAAGUUAAGUGUUGGCAUCGAUUAUGGGAAUUCAUAUUUGAUGAAAAACAGUGAAACAAUCAAUGGGGAAGUGUCAUUCUAUUUAUAGAUAUAUAUGUUACUUUUCCCGGAACUAAUUAUUAUCACCACUUUCUAUGUGUAUUCAGUUAAUUUGAUUUAUUUUGUGUAUUUGCAUGCAUCCUAAAAUAGGUUUAACUGUACACAGCAAUGUCGUUGUGGCUGGUGUUAUUAAAUAUAUCGAACUUGGAUGAAAA